Molecule: messenger RNA, 3190 nt
Organism: Alligator mississippiensis (American alligator)
Lineage: Eukaryota; Metazoa; Chordata; Crocodylia; Alligatoridae
Product: natural killer cell receptor 2B4-like
Exons: 3
Coding region: 160-657 (165 amino acids)
Biological process (GO): natural killer cell activation involved in immune response
Cellular component (GO): external side of plasma membrane
Molecular function (GO): MHC class I protein binding
Source: RefSeq, a predicted model, not a curated record
GUGGGGUGCUCAGGGCCUGCAGGAUUGAAUCCUGAAGGGAGAAGUCAGCCUGCUUCCUCAUUAUUCAUCAUUUCUGCAUCUGACUUCUUCAGCCUGGCCACAUAACAUUGCUCUCCACCGCCUGGUCUGCACUCGCCUGCCCUGCACAGCUCAGCUGGGAUGAAGGGGGCUCUUGGACCCCUCCUGCUCUCCCUCCUUCUGCUCCUCGAAGCUGGAGGUUGUCAAGAAGUAGAAGUGAAGGCUGCUGUUGGGGAGACGGUUCAGCUUCAGCCCAAGACACGGCCGUCAUCUUGGGUGGCAAUCAACUGGAAAGUGAAACUACAUUCAGAGCACUACUGGAUCCUCAGACAUGAUCAGAAUGGCACCUUGACCAGUCCGUUUCUGCCUUUUGCUGGCAGAGUCUCUUUCCACCCUGGGAAUCUGUCGCUGCAGAUUAACUCAGUCACAGAGAAAGAAAGUGGCCUCUACUCCAUGGACGUGAAGCUGAGGGAUGGCUCUGGAAUCACCAGUAAUUUUCAGCUGUUUGUGCUUGUUCCAGCCUCAUCACUGUCCUACUGCCAGGCCAAGGGGCUUGUCCUGCUGCUGGUACUAGGGGUGCUGAUCACUGGGACCAUGGUAGUGCACAUCGUGGCUAGCAAGCAGGCAAAACGGGACUGAGCAGGAUCCAGCCUACACCAGCCCUGCUCCCCUCUGGGAUGGAAAGCCUGGGAAAGGCUGCAGCACAGAGCAGAAGAGUCCAGAGAAUCUGUGGGGUGCAUUUCUGAGUGUCAGCACUGCAGGCCCACAUGUACCCCGGCACACAGGGUGUCCCCCACAGCUGCCUCUUGCCCUGCCCAGAAGGGCCAGCAGACUUCGGCACCCCAUCUUCAGGCAGGGAUCGGCUGGACUCAUGGACCCAAAGUCACAGGCAUUACAAAACACUGCCCCAAGGCAGCUGUGGCCUCUAAGCAAAGCUUCCCUCUCUGUCCUGUUUCUGUCUCUGAACCCUGGCAGGGGCAAUGCUUCCCCCACCCUCGCAAGACCCCCAUGGGGCUGCACCACAGCCCUCAGGGCACGCUCAGCCAUCAGCAUCGCCCAUGCCAUAGUCCUUGCAUGCCAGGCUCUUCACUGGCAGGGCUAGUGCUCAAGGCCCCCCCGCCACUCCAUUUCCCUUUUGCAGCAAGCCCAACCCCAUCCACCUAUGGCAGAGGAGAGCUCCUGGACCAUCACAUUUAAUUGCGAGAAACACAAGUCUUCACACUUGGACAAAUCCAAAAACAGGAACCAGGCAAUUUAACAAUUGUGUUGUGAUGGUCACCAUUUUCCUCCUUGUUUUGUUCAGACUUUAAUUGGCUAACCAUCAAGGAAAAAUGAUUUGAAGCUAUACAAUUAAACAGCAUAAAACAAGACAAAAUUGCCAGAAAUCCACAUUGUUCCCUGUCAACUGCAGGAUGGUGCAGACUCCUUGCCAUCUAUCCCUGCACUUCUGUUCCUCCUUGGACACCUGCCCUGACCCCUGCUCCUGCUCCUCUGUCCAGGCAUGACACCAGCCCUGGGGAGGCUUCACACAGGCUUGGACCCUCAGGUAGGGACCUCGCAUGGUGCUGUGUUGGGACCUAGAGGCCUUCAGGCCUGAGUUUUGACCUCUGUGAUUAUCUUAAGCUGAACACUUAGCUUGUGGUCAAGACAUGCAUCCAAUGAAAGGAGCAGAUGGAAAAAUACUGUCCCUGGCUAAAAACAAAUUGGAGAGUUGGCUAACUAAAUUGAAUAAAUAUAGCCUGAGCAAAGGAGGAACAGUGAGAGCAAACCUACCCCAACCUAAGAAUGAAAAGAGGACCUUGGAAUAGAGACUCCUAGUUAAAGGUAACCACAUUUGGCAAACAGAAGGAGUGUCAAGUGCAGUCCCCCAGGGAUCGGUCCUGGAGUCGGUUUUGUUCAAUGUCUUCAUCUUGGACCUGGAGGAUGGGAUGCAGUGCACCCUCAGCAAGAUUGCAGAUGACAUCAACCUGAGGCGAGUAGUAGAUAUGCUGGAGAGUAGGGCUAUAAUUCAGAGUGACCCAAACAUAUUGAAACAUUGGACCAGGAGGAGUCUCAUGAGGUUCAACAAGGACAAGUACAAAGUCCUGCACUUAGGAAAGAGCAAUCCCAUGCAUCGGUACAGGCUGGGAGCCAACUGGCUGGGCAGCAACUACACAGAAAAGGACCUGGGGUUACUGUGGACAAGAAGGUGGGUAUGAGCCAGCAGUGCCCAUGUUGCCAAGAUGGCUAAUUGCAUCCUGGCCUGCAUUGGUAGGAGCGUUGCCAGCAGAUCAAGGGAAGUGAAUCUUCCCCUCAAUUCUGCACUGGUGAGGCCGCAUCUGGAGUCUUGUGUCCAGAUUUAGGUCCCCCACUACAGAUAGUAUGUGGACAAGUUGGAGAGUCCAGCAAAUGAGAACAAAAGUGGUUGGGGGGCUGGAGCACAGGACUUAUGAGGAGAGGCUGUGGGAAAUGGGCUGAUUUAGUCUAGAGAACAGAAGACUGAGGGAUGGGAGUGGGAUGAAUAGCAGACUUGAGUUCCCAGCAGAGGGGUCCCAGAGAGGAUGGAGCUGGGCUGUUCUCAGUGGGGGCAGAUGACAGAACAAGGAGCAAUGAGCUCCAGCUGCAGCAAGGAAAGUUGAGGUUUGAUAUUAGAAAGAACUUUCUCAGGAGGAGGCUGGUGAAACAGCAACACAGAUUACCUGGAGAAGUGGUGCAAUCUCCAUCCUUGGAGGUUUUUAAGACCCAGCUAGACAAAGCCUUGGCUGGGAUGAUCUAAUUGGGGCUGGUCCUCCUUUGAGCAGGGGUUGUACUGGAUGUGACCCCCUGAGGUCCCUUCACACCCUUAUUUUCUAUGAUUCCAUGACUGAUAAUAUGCACUAGCAGAAAGGUUUGAGUUGAUUUUCUGUAUUAAGAAAUGCAAGCUAUCUGGUAUGUAAAGAAAGGGGAGGUCAUGUACCCUCCUGAACGAUCUGGUCGUGGAUCUAACAUCCAUAUCGCAGACGAAAGAGUUGGGAACCUCAGUAAAGAGCUCAUGGACUGGCUGUGCACUGACGUCACCCUCCAUUCAAUCCUGGGGUGGUCAGCAUCUUUUCUUGCUUUGCACUAAGUACAGCUCAGUUAUAACCGCUGAAAAUGCUUCAUUAUUCAUUUACGGUUGUAUCUGACAGGGUUCAAUAAACUUGCUUCUAAUUUA